Messenger RNA from Adineta steineri, 1998 nucleotides. The record is from the annotation of a GenBank genome assembly. Lineage: Eukaryota; Metazoa; Rotifera; Eurotatoria; Adinetida; Adinetidae.
AUGAAAACAAAGAAAAGAACUUAUUUAACAUCAUUCAAUUCCUAUUGGAAUAAGAAACAAAAUUUUCAUUAUAUAUCAUAUUUUCGUGCUUGGUUUAAAUAUAAAUCCGAUAAUAUAUUUGCAGCAGGUCCUGUUGUUAUUAUUCCUAUUCUUGCAUUAAUAUCUAUUUGUUUAAUACUUAUUUUUUCAUCAUUAUAUCUAUGGAAUGGAGAAGCUAGUACAUAUUCACAAUCAUUAUGGGAAACUUUCAUGCGUACACUUGAUCCCGGUUCAGCAUCUGAAGAUACUGGUGGUAUUCAUCGAUUAAUUUCAGCAACAGUAACUAUGUGUGGAAUAUUUAUUAUAUCAACAUUAAUCGGUGCAUUAACAACAGGUAUGGAAGGAAAACUAGCUGAUUUACGUAAAGGACGUACACAGGUUAUUGAAACAAAUCAUACAAUUAUACUUGGUUGGUCAUCAAAAAUCUUUGAUAUAAUUAAUGAAUUAAUUAUUGCCAACGAAAAUCAACAUAACCCAUCAAUUGUUAUUUUAGCAUCGAAAGAUCGUAUUGAAAUGCAAGAAAUAAUAUCGCAAAAAAUUGAUGAAAAUAAAAAUACAAAAAUAAUUUGUCGUAAUGGUGAUCCAAUGUCUAUACAUGAUUUAAAUAUCUUAUCACCAAAUAAUGCUCGAUCAAUAAUUAUUUUAGCACCAUUCAAUGAGAAUCCUGAUGUUAGUGUUAUAAAAACAAUUUUAGCUAUAACAAAUAAUCCACAACGAACAAAACAAAAAUUUCAUAUUGUUGCUGAAAUAAAAGAACGAAACAAUAUUGAAGUUGCACGUAUUGCUGGAACAGAUGAAGUUAUAUUUGUACAUGCUGAUGAGAUCAUUGCACGUAUAAUAGCACAAAGUGGUCGUCAGUCAGGUUUAUCAAUUAUAUUAUCAAUGUUACUUUCAUUUAAAUAUGAUGAAAUUUAUUUUAAAUAUGAACCAUUAUUAAUCGGUAAAACAUUUCAUGAUGCUCUAUUUCUUUAUCAUACAAGUACAGUUAUUGGUUUAAUGUUUGCUGAUGAAACAAUUAAAAUUUGUCCAUCACCUGAUACAAUUAUUCAUGAAAAUGAUCAAAUUAUUGUUAUAGCUGAAGAUGAUGAUGCAAUUAUAUUAUCAUCAAAUAUUUCAUCAAAUUAUUUAUCAAUAUCUGCAUUAUUCGAAACAGAUAUAUCAUUAAUAAAUUCAAAUUCUAUAAAACAAACAAAUAUUGAAAAAAAUAUUAUUCUCGGAUGGAAUUCAAAAGCAUCAUUAAUUGCAAAACAAUUAGAUAAUUAUGUAUCCGAAGGAAGUGAAUUACAUAUUUUAACAAAUAUUGAUAAAGCAACAAAAAUCAUAACAGAACAAUUAGUGAAUGAAUUAAAAAAACAAAAAUUAUAUUUACAUUCUGGUGAUAUAACAAGUAGAAUUGAUUUAGAAAAACUUAAUUUAUAUAAUUAUCAUGAUGUUAUUCUUCUUGCAAAUAAUGAACAAAAUCAAUUCGAAAAUUCAUCAUCUGAAACAGCUGAUGCUGAAUGUCUUAUUUGUUUAUUACAUUUACGUAAUAUCAUUGAUAAAAAUCCUCGUCAAAAAACAUUUAGUAUUGUUACAGAAAUGUUUGAUAUAAGAAAUCGUGAAUUAGCAGAAAUAACACGUGCUGAUGAUUUUAUUGUUAGUCCAAAUAUACUCUCCAAAUAUAUUGCGCAAAUCAGUGAAAAUAAAUAUUUAACUAAAGUAUUUGAUAUUUUAUUAACAGCUGAAGGCGUAGAAAUUUACUUAAGACCAGUUACAUUAUUUACAAAAUUAGGUAUACCGAUAUUAUUUAGUCGAAUUAUAGAAAUAUCAAUUAAACAACAAACAUUAGCAAUUGGUUAUAGACAAAUGAAAUAUGCUCAAGAUCCAAAUAAAUUUUAUGGAAUUGUUUUAAAUCCUGAUAAAGAUCUAUCAAUUAUUUUUCGACACGAUGAUAAGAUUAUUGUACUUGCUGAAGAAUAA